AUGCCGGCAGCAUCAACAGCCAACGGUACCAACGGCACAAAUGGCACACAAUCGUCGCCGUCCAAAUCAAUACCGGUGACAAGUGUCCUCGCGUCGUUCGUCGCCCACGCCGACCCAUCCUAUCUCACCGGCCACGUCCGCGACAGACUGAAAGAAUACAUCCUCGACUUCAUCGGCGUGACCAUUGCCGCGGGCCAGACGUCCGACUCGACGCCCUCCUUUCUGCAAGCCGUGACCACGCUCGGGGGGCGCACGGGAUCCUCGACGGUACUGGGCCAAGGCAAGCACUUCACACCGCAAUACGCGGGGCUCCUCAACGCCGCGCUGGGCCACAGCCUCGACUUCGACGACACCUACGCCAAGGGCACUCUGCACGCGGGUGUGACGGCCAUCGCGGCGGGGCUCGCGCAAUCCGAGCUCCUCGGGUCCGCGUCGAGCAUCGACGACUUCCUCGUCGCCGUGGCCGUCGGCUACGAAAUCACCUGCCGGCUGGGUAAAGAGCUCGGCAACGACGCGUACGCACGCGGGUUCCACAACACCUCGACGGCGGGCAUCUUCGGCGCCGUCGCGACCAUCUCUGUCCUCAAGCACCUGCCCGUGCAGACGGUCCUCGACGCGUUCGGCAUCGCAGGAUCCAAAGCUGCGGGAUCAAUGCAAUACCUCGCCAACGGAAGCUGGAACAAACGUCUGCACCCGGGGUUCGCGGUGCACGACGCCUUCGUGGCGGUGGCGCUCGCCGAGGCCGGCGUGCUCGGAGCCGCCGACAUCUUCGAAGGCACCUUUGGCUUCCUGCACGCCUACUCGCCCAAACCGGACAAGGACCUCGAGUACCUCACGUCCGAGCUCGGGACGAGGUGGGAGUUUCUCGAGACGUCCCUCAAGCCGUUCCCGGCGUGUCGCAUGACGCACGGAUUCAUCGAGCACGCGGCCCGUCUGGGGCGGGAAAAGGGCCACACGAAGGCGUCGGACUACAAGAGCGUCACACUGGCCCUGAGCCCCGCGAACGUCAGCGUCGUCGGCGCCCCGAUCCCCAACAAGGUCCAUCCGGGGAACAUGGUCGACGCGCAGUUUUCGGCCUACUUUACAACCGCGCACAGCUUUCUGUACGGCUCAACUGCGGGUGUGGGCGCGUACGAGCGACAGAGACUCCAAGACAGCGAGAUACGCGCCUUGUCGGAUAAAAUCACCUGCGUCGGCGAUGAGAGCAUCAAGGAGUUCGGUUCGAGGAUCGAAGUCGAGUAUGCCGAUGGAAAGAGAGCCGUGGUGGAUAUCCCUUAUCCGCUUGGCGAGGUGCAACAUCCCUUUACGCGCGAUCAGGUAGACGAGAAGUUUUUCAGCCUCGUGAACCCCGUAUUGGGGGAGAAGAGAGCGUUGCAGAUUAGGGACGCCGUGAACGAGAUUGAGAAGCAUACUGUAGAGGAGAUCCUGGGCAUGUUGUACUAA
Exophiala spinifera is the source of this 1443-nucleotide messenger RNA. RefSeq lists its product as uncharacterized. Bases 1 to 1443 code for a protein of 480 amino acids. Gene Ontology annotation, molecular function: lyase activity. NCBI's taxonomy places the organism in Eukaryota, Fungi, Ascomycota, Eurotiomycetes, Chaetothyriales, Herpotrichiellaceae. The transcript has a single exon. The record is from RefSeq and is a predicted model, not a curated record.